UCUCCAAUAUGUAAUCGAAAAAAAAAUUGCACACUUAAUCGUUUAUCAUUUGUUAUUUUCCAGAAAAACAAAUGCCAAAUGGCCAAAAAACGUAUCUCAUAAAUAAAGCCAAAAACUGUUCAUAUUUUGAAAGCAAGUAGCCUCUAAUUGAGAAUAAUUAUUCCUUCGAAUUGCCUGCAAUAUCAAAGUGUGUUAUGCUGUGACUGAAAUAUUAAACGGUUGACAAAUGAAUGGAGUGCACAUAAAAGAAUAUAUCGAUCCAUGCAGUAUCAGGAUAGACACAGGGAGAGUUCCUUUCUAAUCCUCACUCCUCCCCUAGCCAGUGUAGAUGCAGCUUCAGCAACUCCAAUAACACCGGACCCAGAAGACAAAACUCCAGCGAGAUGUUGUCACCAAGCGGAAAGAAAACAUCGAUAGCACAGGAUUGCAGAUGCUGUCGUUAAACGGAUAGCGAGUGCCAAAUAGCUGCAGGUCGCCGUUGUACUGGCAUCGAAAAUGUGAUUUACUGAUUUGGGGUGUCAAUCACUGGAUAUAGACUCCUCUUCAUCUUCCUAGGUGAUUAGCUUUACAACACGUUGACAAAAGCACUGGAUCUCUCCACAUUCAUUCCCGCAGUGAUGAGGAAGUCGUCGGGGCACGCGUGGUUUAUCACUGAAUAAUGACUGAAUACAGCGGCAGGUUUUAAUCGUAGUGUAUACAAUUCCGGUUUUCACUUUGUCCAUGUGCUUGUGAUUUUUUAUUAAAUUUUUUUGGUAUUUGCGACAAUUGGGAAUAUGACGAAUAGAAAAGGAUUUAUGGUUCAGCAAAAUACGUUUUUGGAUACGAUUGCAACCCGAUUUGACGGCACACACAGCAACUUUGUCCUUGGGAACGCGUUAUCUAACAGUUUUCCUAUCGUCUAUUGCUCUGAUGGAUUCUGCGAGCUUACCGGACACUCCCGGGCCCACGUCAUGGGUAAAAGUUGUGCCUGCAAGUUCCUGUACGGAGAGAACACCGAAAAUGAAGGCAAAGCCAAAAUCGAGGAAGCAUUGGAACAAAAGGAAGAGAUAAAGACAGAAAUCCUGCUCUACAGAAAAGAUGGUAAUUCCUUUACGUGCCUUUUGGAUAUUGUUCCAAUUAAAAACGAAAAAAGCCAGGUAGUUUUGUUCUUAGUUUCGCACAAAGACGUCACACAUGGAGAUGGGACCAAAGAAAACAGUGAUUCCGGAACGGACGAGCCCCUCUUAAGCUGUAAGCGUUCCCCCGUUAUGGCAGGCUUGGCCGGAACAAUUCAAACAGCCUUGAUGUUUAGCGGUAAUGACCUUGACGAAAAUUCCAAGAACCUGGCACGGACAAAAUGUCGACCAGGAGUAGAACUUCCUACUAACUGUAACUACCAGCGACGCAGAAGCCGGGCAGUUUUGUACCACCUCUCUGGCCAGUUCGACAAGCACAAUAGGGCAAAGAGCAAACUACAACAGUUAAACAAGCUGACAGGAUCCAUAUCCGGUAAAAUGCCUGAAUAUAAAGUACAGGAAGUAAAGAAGUCAAAAUAUGUCAUAGCGCAUUAUGGGAUAUUCAAGAUUGGCUGGGAUUGGCUAAUUCUUCUCUGUACUUUCUACACUGCCAUAAUGGUUCCCUACAACGCUGCCUUCACAGAUAUGGAGAGUGAUAACAGCAAAAGUUCUCUGUAUUCCGAUAUUGUUGUCGAAAUAAUGUUUAUUAUAGAUAUUGCUUUAAACUUCCGUACGUCUUUCAUUGAUAAAAGUGGUCACGUGGUAUACGAUGGACGACUUAUUGUCAAGCAUUAUGUCAAGGGCUGGUUCCUUCUGGAUCUUCUGGCCGCCAUUCCAUUUGAUUUAAUGUUUUUAUUUAAUAGAUUUUCCAAGCUAAAUACGGAUGUUUUACGACAUUUGCUCACGUUAAAACUAACGCGCCUUCUGCGUUUGGCACGCCUCCUCCAGAAGAUUGACAGAUACUCACAGUACAGUGGAAUGGUCUUAGCUCUGUUUAUGUCGAUGUUUGCGUUACUUGCUCAUUGGCUGGCAUGUGCAUGGUACUUCAUUGGUGAAACAGAACUGCAGAAAAAUGGAAAUUGGACUGUCGGCUGGCUGUAUGAGCUCGGAGAAAGAAUUGAACAACCCGUGAGCAUAUCCAAUCCGCCGGAUACCUUCACGGCGUACGUCACGGCUUUGUAUUUUACAUGUAGCAGCUUAACCAGUGUUGGCUUCGGCAAUGUGUCGGCCAACACGAACCCUGAGAAAAUAUUCUCUGUGUGUGCGAUGCUUAUUGGUGCUAUGAUGCAUGCCGUGGUCUUCGGUAACGUCACGGCCAUUAUACAGCGAAUGUACGCCCGGCGUGCUAACUACCACUCCAAGAACAAGGACCUGAAGGACUUCUUCAGGAUACACCAUGUUCCUAAACCACUCAAGCAGAAGAUGCAGGAGUACCACCAGACCAUGUGGUCCAUGAAUAACGGGAUCGAUACACUGGAUAUUUUAAAAGAUUUUCCCGAGGAAAUGCGAGGGGAAAUUGGCCUUCAUUUGCAUAAAGAUAUCCUCACUUUACCAAUAUUUGAGAAUGCAACGCAAGGUUGUCUCAAAUCCAUUUCUCUUCACACAAAAAGGGCUUUCUCAGCGCCCGGGGAAUUUCUGGCACACAAAGGCGACGCCAUUAACUACGUCUAUCUUCUGUGUGCUGGGUCCAUGGAGGUCCUUAAACAAGACAUGGUUGUUGCCAUAUUAGGCAAAGGUGAUCUAUUUGGUACCGAUAUAAACUUUGAGGACCCGGUCGGGAUAUCCAGCUGUGACGUCAGAUCUCUGACGUAUUGUGACCUACAAGCCAUCAAUAUGAAAGGUUUGACGGACGUGCUGGCUCUCUACCCGGACUUUGCAGAGCAAUUUCAGAACGAUAUACGCCAUGAUCUGACGUACAAUCUGAAAGAGGGGUUCGAGGAAAGCGAGACUGAUACUGAGUACAAAGGAAUUGGGAGAGAUACCAAACUGCCAUCUAUAUCCGAGGACGAGGAAGAAACAGACAGUGACACUGUUUUCACCAGUAAAAUCACAAAGAACAACAAUACCUACAGCGUUGUUAAAACAAUACACAGCAGUGAAAACGAAUCGGCGACGCCAUUGCUGUGUACUGAGAGAACGGAAGUUCCCAAAGUCCCGAAUGGAGAAGUGCAUCAUCCAAGAGAGGUGGUCAGUCCUCCUACCAAAAGAAAUGUCACAGCUUCCCGCCGAAUUUUGAACAGAGCAGCAAACAGGAGACGCCAUCGGAAUACCAAUACAUCAGAGCAGCUGCAUGGAAUGGAGAGUUUAUCGAACUCUAUUCAGAACCUUCACACCGAGAUGGAGGGGACCAAAACAAACAUCUGUCUUAUCGAACAGAACAUGAAUCGAAUAUCUCACGAGGUCUCCCACAUCGACACCAGUCUGAAAACCGUCAUACGGUUAUUGUCCAACAGUUGUACGUCGGAGUCAUCAUAUGUUCCUGAUACACCUCUUUCGCCGAUGGGCAGGCCGCAUUUUUCCAUUAGCUCUCAUAAUAGUGAUGAUGUUCAAAUAUCUGAUAUAGACGUAACCGCCAGUAAAUUGGAAGUCCCUAGUAUCUUGCACACCAAGUUCAACGCACAAAAUAGACUUGGAAAUCGUAGAUAUAUUCCAGCUCACGAUUUAGGGGGGAGUCAUCCAGCAAUGGAGUCGAUUGGAGCUCCUCUGUGUGAAAGACGGAACAAGUAUUCUUGUGAAAGUGUUCUAAACGUACCAAAUUCUCAAUCUACGAACAAAAGGAGUGUUCUUGGGAAAAGCUCCAAGGUGUACCGAAGGGCCGCUUCGGAACCAAGAACGUUUAACAAUUUGAGUGAUGCUCAACGACAGAUUUUGAUUAAGGAUGCUUCAGUGGAGGAUGUGUCUCGGCGCCAUAAUGCUUACAAGUCGUGCUACUCCAGCCAAAGACCCAAAUCCAGCUGUCUACUAGAGACAAAUAACCUUUGAACCCACAGCGCCAUCUUUGCUGCUGUUUUGUUACGAUGUUUUAUAUCAUAAUUGUUACUUGUUAUUUUUUUCAACUCAAUGAAGUAUUGGUUUUAUGGCUCUACGUGUAUAAGACGCUUCUGAGUACGAACUUUUAUCCCUCAAACCGUACAUAUAUACUUAAAAAAUUGAGAAAAACAGAGAAAAUUAAAGAUCACUUAACUUACAGUAUUUGUCAAUUAAAAUUUUAAUUCUUCACUAUUUGACCAAGAAUAUUCUUUAUCCCGGCAAACUUUUUUCAAUCUUUUCAUGAUUUAACUUUUUAAGAAGUUGAAAUUGUUAAAAUACAAUAACUAUAUUUUAAUGCAGUUUGCUUUGAAAACUCGCGUCGUAUGUUUGUAAUUGUCCUUUUAUAAAUAUUUUUUGUAUAAGAAGUUAUACUCUGCAGAGCUGUUUUUACAUGCAUACGAAUAAUUGUUGUUAUAUAUGUUGACACACCAUUUUUGAAAGAAAAUACUUUUAAAAAGAUUUUUUUCUGGCUUGUAUUCUUUAAUAAAGAGUAUUGCUAGGUG
This is a messenger RNA of Magallana angulata, 4528 nucleotides long. Its product is annotated as potassium voltage-gated channel subfamily H member 8-like. The transcript is spliced from 16 exons. Gene Ontology annotation, molecular function: voltage-gated potassium channel activity. The record is from RefSeq and is a predicted model, not a curated record. Gene Ontology annotation, cellular component: membrane. The coding region runs from base 774 to 3977 and encodes 1067 amino acids. NCBI's taxonomy places the organism in Eukaryota, Metazoa, Mollusca, Bivalvia, Ostreida, Ostreidae. Gene Ontology annotation, biological process: regulation of membrane potential; potassium ion transmembrane transport.